AUGGCACACACCACAGCGAAGUCUGUGCGGAAUCCUAAACCAGCCCAAUUUACAUCCAUUCAUGAAUCUGUGACGUCAGCAAGGCUUUGGGCUCCUUUGCGGUGGGCUGGAGGAUUGUGUGGGUGGAAUCCCCCUCCCCUUUAUUUUCUUAAUUCCGCAAGGCUCUCUAAAUUAACCUUCCAUCUUUUUAAAGCAAGAAAAUGGAACAGCAUGUGUAGGAAUUCUUCACUGUUGUUUUGGAGCCGUCUCUUCCAUCAGAACUCUGUCCCCUUACCCCUCUGAGUACCAUCUCAGGACGCUGUGCACACUCAUGGCACGAUGGCUGACCCUCAGGAGCACCUGAGCUGCUCCUCCUCCCCACACCUGCCCUUGAGUGAAAACAGAACCUUCAAUGGACUUCAAGAUGAACUCUCACCUAUGGGGAGCCAUCCUGCACCCCAGCUCCUUAAGGACCUGCAGGAAAAGGGGGUGGUGCCAACAGAGCCAACUGAGACCAUGAGCAGCCCCAUCACCACAACUGUGUUGACCAGCGUAAGUGAGGAUUCCAGGGACCAGUUUGAGAACAGUGUUCUUCAGCUACAGGAACAAGAUGAAUCAGACAUGGCCAUGUCUCAGGGGAACAACACAGUGGAUGGAGAGAGCACAAGUGGAACUGAGGACAUCAAGAUUCAAUUCAGCAGGUCAGGCAGUGGCAGUGGUGGGUUUCUCGAAGGACUAUUUGGCUGCUUAAGACCGGUGUGGAAUAUUAUUGGGAAGGCAUAUUCCACUGAUUACAAAUUGCAGCAGCAAGAUACUUGGGAAGUGCCAUUUGAGGAGAUCUCAGAGCUGCAGUGGCUUGGUAGUGGAGCCCAAGGAGCUGUCUUCCUAGGCAAGUUCCGAGCAGAAGAGGUGGCCAUCAAGAAAGUAAGAGAACAGAAUGAGACGGAUAUCAAGCAUUUGAGGAAGUUGAAGCACCCUAACAUCAUCGCUUUCAAGGGUGUUUGUACCCAGGCCCCGUGUUACUGUAUCAUCAUGGAGUACUGUGCCCAUGGACAACUCUACGAGGUUUUGCGAGCUGGCAGGAAGAUCACUCCUCGGUUGCUAGUAGACUGGUCUACAGGAAUUGCAAGUGGAAUGAAUUAUUUGCACCUUCAUAAAAUUAUUCAUCGUGAUCUCAAAUCACCUAAUGUUUUAGUGACUCACACAGAUGCAGUAAAAAUUUCAGAUUUUGGUACAUCCAAGGAACUCAGCGAUAAAAGUACCAAGAUGUCCUUCGCAGGCACAGUGGCAUGGAUGGCGCCGGAGGUGAUCCGCAACGAGCCUGUCUCUGAGAAAGUCGAUAUAUGGUCUUUUGGAGUGGUGCUUUGGGAACUGCUGACAGGAGAGAUCCCUUACAAAGAUGUAGACUCUUCAGCCAUUAUUUGGGGUGUUGGAAGCAAUAGCCUACACCUUCCAGUUCCUUCCACUUGCCCUGAUGGAUUCAAAAUCCUUAUGAAACAGACAUGGCAGAGCAAACCCCGCAACCGACCAUCUUUUCGGCAGACACUCAUGCAUUUAGACAUCGCAUCUGCAGAUGUACUUGCCACCCCACAAGAAACUUACUUCAAGUCUCAGGCCGAAUGGAGAGAAGAAGUGAAAAAACACUUUGAGAAGAUCAAAAGUGAAGGAACUUGUAUUCAUCGAUUAGAUGAAGAAUUGAUCCGAAGGCGCAGAGAAGAGCUCAGGCAUGCUUUGGAUAUUCGUGAACACUAUGAGAGGAAACUUGAGCGGGCUAAUAAUUUGUACAUGGAGCUGAGUGCCAUCAUGCUGCAGCUAGAGAUGCGGGAGAAGGAGCUCAUUAAGCGUGAGCAAGCAGUGGAAAAGAAGUAUCCUGGGACCUACAAACGACACCCUGUGCGUCCAAUAAUCCACCCCAAUGCCAUGGAGAAACUCAUGAAGAGGAAAGGGGUGCCUCACAAGCCUGGGAUGCAAACCAAACGGCCAGAUCUGUUGAAAUCUGAAGGUAUCCCUAAUAUGGAGGUGGCUCCUGCUGCAUCCCCUUUAUCAGGGAGCCCCAAAAUGUCCACCUCAAGCAGCAAGAGCCGAUAUCGGAGCAAACCACGCCACCGCCGAGGGAAUAGCAGAGGCAGCCAUAGUGACUUUGCAGCGAUCUUAAAAAACCAGCCAACUCCAGAAAAUUCACCUCACCCCCCUUACCUACACCAGGCUCAAUCCCAGUACCCUCCUCUGCAUCACCAUGAUCCUCUGCAGCAGCAAUACCAGCAACCCCCUCCUGCCAUGUCUCAGAGUCACCACCCCAGGCUCAAUAUGCACGGGCAGGACAUUGCAACUUGCGCCAAUAACCUGAGGUAUUUUGGGCCAGCAGCAGCCCUGCGGAGCCCACUCAGCAACCAUGCUCAAAGACAGGUGCCUGGCUCCAGCCCUGACCUCAUCUCCACAGCCAUGGCAGCAGAUUGCCGGAGGAGUCCCGAGCCAGACAAGGGCCAAGCUGCCCGCUGGGGCUGUUGUCCGGCUGAGCCCUAUGACUCCUACCUCCAAUGCAGGCCAGAACAGUGUGGGUCCCUAGACGUGCCCUCAACUGAGCCAGCAGGGAGGAGCUCCAACCUUUUUAAGUCACCAGCACACAAUCCUCUCUCGGAAAAUGCGCAAAGUUCUGAGAAAAUAGAAGAAAAUGAAUUCAAUGGCUGUAGGUCCACAUCAUCCCUUGGCACCCCUCAUCACAUCACCCCACCACUGCUACCUCGAAAAACAAGGCCUCUUCAGAAGAGUGGAGAUGAUUCCUCUGAAGAGGAAGAAGGGGAAGUAGAUAGUGAAGUUGAAUUUCCACGAAGACAGAGGCCCCACCGCUGUAUCAGCAGCUGCCAGUCAUACUCAACCUUCAGCUCCGAGAACUUCUCCGUGUCUGAUGGAGAGGAGGGAAAUACCAGCGACCACUCCAACAGUCCCGAUGAGCUGCCUCACAAACUUGAAGACCGCCUGGCAGAGAAGCUGGAUGACCUGCUGUCCCAGACGCCAGAGAUCCCCAUCGAGAUAUCCUCGCAUUCAGACGGGCUCUCCGACAAGGAGUGCGCUGUGCGCCGCGUGAAGACGCAGAUGUCGCUGGGCAAGCUGUGCGUGGAGGAACGUGGCUAUGAGAAUCCUAUGCAGUUUGAAGAAUCGGACUGUGACUCUUCAGAAGGGGAGUGUUCUGAUGCCACCGUUAGGACCAAUAAGCACUACAGCUCUGCUACUUGGUAAUGCGAGAAUACCCACCCCGAAGAGCUCGUGGCUAUCCUGGCAUUUCAAGUCCAUCCCACCCCUGACUCUUCCCACUCUCUCCCUGCUUUUUUGUCUGGGAAAGAGAGCUGCCCUAUCUUUCUUACCCCUAGAAAUGAGCUGCAAUAACAGGAAAUUGAGACUUUGCAAAUCUCUGGAAAAAAUAUCCAAAUGAAAUUAAGUCUCACUGAACAUUUCAAUCAAGAAUGGCAGGGAUCUAUUUUAUUGAAUAUUCUAGCUACUGUAACAUUGAUAUUUAUUUUUGUUUGACAUUUUAACACUUUGUACUGUAAAGAGUGAACUAUAUGAUAUAUAGAAAGACAAUAAUUUCUUGCUUAAAAAAAAGAGAGAGUGAGAGAGAGAGAAAGGAAGAAAGAAAGAAGUGGAAUCUAGGAGCAACAUCCUUGGGAAUUUGUGGGGCCAGGAGGUUUUAUUGCUACUUGAACAGGGGACCAAUUCUUUUGGACAUAAGUGACUGAAGAAGAGCCAGAGCAAGACAUAUUGAGCAUUUUAGAAAAUGCUUUUCCUUUCAGCAACAGGAAAUCAAUUUUAGAUAACUGGUGACAGAUUACAUUAGCUUGUCCAGAUGGGUAAUGGGAAUGACCUAGAAAAGUUUGGUGACCAGAUACUUGUGUCCAAGGUCUUUGAGCGCAUGUGCUUCCUCUAGGAGGAAAAGGAAAACUGUAUGUGGAAGCUGAUUUCAUUUUUAAAAUUUUAAGCAGUAUUUGGUAGUGAGACUUACAGUGUCAAACCUUAUCCUUGACAAAUACUUCCCUUUUUAAUGCUGUCAUUGUCAUUUCCUUGACCAAUGUGUUGACUUGUCAGACUCAAGUGCCAUUUUCUUCUAGCUUUUUCCUUUCACCUGUUGACCACUUCCUUCAGGAGAAAAGGAGGGUCAACUGAGGCAGAGAGCAGGGCAAAAGAAAAAAAGAAAAUCUACAACAGUGUUGGAAAAGCAAACAUGGAAUCUGUAAGAGUGCAUUCUCAGAAUGUCUCAGUUCAGCCGCGGGGAGAAGAUGCGACCCUCCCUCUGUGGAACCAGGCUGCUUGUCUCCUAGAGUCAGACUGAUGCUAACUGGACAGACUUUGAAGACAGUUAGAUAUGUGUGAGUCUGUCCCAUGUCCGGUCCCAAACUGUCCCCUUGGUUUGUAUUCGCUAACUCCUAUCUUGGAAGUUUUAGUGACUGAUUACAACUAUCAUAGUAAAGGCAAACUAGGCAACUUGCAAAAGGCAACCUCUCUCCCACCCCAGUAGCAUUUUUGUUAAAUGCUACUUGUAAAAAAUGUCUUUUACCUCCCUUUGGAUCAAUGCAGUUUUGAAUCAUUGGAUUUAAAAAUUUGUAGAAAGAGCAACUUCUGCUGAGCAGCAAUUGAAAAGAUUUUACAUUGUCCAAAGCAUGAGGUCCCUCAUGUCUCCAGGGUCAUGAGCUCUGCAAAUCAUCCCAAGGUACUUCACAGUGCCUUGGCUUGAAGGAAGUAUUUUUAGCUAGAAUUUUAUAUAAAAAUAGAUGUUGGCCUAGUUGCGGUCUGUCUUCAAGGUAGGUUACUGUCAAACAACCUCUCGAGGCUCAAGACUUCAGAAGAUGGCUGUUCUCCUUGACAGUGCCUCACCUGGACAUUAGGAAAGACUGACACAUACAUGGAUUACACCAUCUCCCGUGCGGACGAAAACGUGGCCCACUGCUGGGGUUCGCUGAUGGCGUCAGCCAAAAAAGGAAAAGCAGGAGGGAAUGUAGCGUGGUUCCUUUGCUUGUUUGAUCCCUCCAUUUGUUUACAUUUUAUGUUGAGACAGUGAUUUAAAUUUUCGUGUUAUAGCUCUUAGGUAGGAUGAAGGAAAAUGUUUAACUUAUACAGAGAGCAGUAUUGUUUGCAUUAAAUUAUUCCCUUUUGUACAAAUUCUGUAGCUGGACUACAUGAAAGAUCUUAAGUUAUGGCAUUCUUAUCAUUGUUAUUUUAUUUUAUAAUAAUUAUCAUUAUUCUCAUUUUCUGUCGAUCAGAAGGUGUGGUUUAUGGUGCAGCACAAUGAUUGUGUUUAUUGCUAACCAUGAAUUAUUAUGGAUUUUUAUGAUUUUU
Molecule: messenger RNA, 5307 nt
Organism: Talpa occidentalis (Iberian mole)
Lineage: Eukaryota; Metazoa; Chordata; Mammalia; Eulipotyphla; Talpidae
Gene: MAP3K13
Product: mitogen-activated protein kinase kinase kinase 13
Exons: 14
Coding region: 319-3216 (965 amino acids)
Biological process (GO): JNK cascade; protein autophosphorylation
Molecular function (GO): JUN kinase kinase kinase activity; protein homodimerization activity; ATP binding
Source: RefSeq, a predicted model, not a curated record